CAAAAAACGAUGUCAUUGGAUUUAGGUUAAAAGUUGGGUGAAAAAAAUACAAAAUGCUCUUAGGUUGAUUACUUUUUACAAAUCUAAUCAGUUUCCCACGUUAAUUCAACAUCAACACAUUUAUAUUUUUGGUUGAAAUGACGUGGAAACAAUGUUGAUUUAACCAGUUUUUGUCCAGUGGGUAUUUAAUCUGACAGGAGUGGGUGGACAUCAGGCAGUUAAGUACUUUGAGUCAUCCUUCCUCCUCACCACCCCUGCAGCACUGACUGUCUGUUUAUUCAUCAGCAAUAGUACUACUGAAGUAGAACUGAACUCUCUGAUAACCAAGGUUCGUAUCGUCAUGCUUGGAAACAAAGACUUUAACCUUCAAGUGGAGGAGGAUAACCCCCCAGUGAGCCGACUAACUGCUGCCAGAGAUGAGUCCCACUGCUCAUAGGACCAGGGAGAAAAGGCCCGUCUGGACCUCCACAGGGCCGAUCCUGGACAGCCUGGACAGCCAUGGCCAAGAGAGACUACUUGGUGGAGGCAGCCAAGCAGAUCCACAUGGCUCUGGACAGGGAGGUCAGUGAAGACUAUGAAGCUGCCUUCAGCUACUACAAGAACGGGGUUGACCUGCUUCUCAAUGGAGUUCAAGUGGACCCUAACAAGGAGCGCCGGGAGGCAGUGAAGAGGAAGACUACUCAGUAUCUGAAGAGGGCAGAGGAAAUCUUUAUCUCCCACCUGCAGGACAACCUGGGGAAGGGGAACUCUCACGUAGGGGGUUACAGUAGUCUGAGAUUCCGGCCAAUCAGACACCUGAGCUGCCCAGUGGAGGAUCUAGAGAUGUGUAAAGUGGUGGGGAUCAUCGAUAAGGUCCUGAUUGUCCAAAGCCUGAUUACCAAGGACACAUGUGUUGUUAAAAGCCUGCCCAAGUCGGGCUGGGAGAGCCGGGACCAGCCCACUAUCAUCCCCCAAGGCGUCCCCUAUAUGGUGAAGCUGCUGAAGUACUAUGUCAGUGAGGACGCUGUGUACCUGCAUCUGGAGCAUGUUCAAGGUGGAAAGCUUUUCUCCAAACUGUCCAAGGUCAGGAAAGACCGAGCCAAGGAGCACCCAGAAUGCUACAGUCCCAGCCAGCACAGGAUCAAACUGAAGAACAGCUACACCUCCCCUACCAUCAGCUCAGACUACACCUCCCCUACCAUCAGCUCAGACUACACCUCCCCUACCAUCAGCUCAGACUACCAGCAGAAUGACAGAGGGGGCACAUGGACAACCCCUCUCCUGGAGAGCGAGGAGAGCCCAGACACAGACUCCCCUGCAUCCUGGCACGAGGCUCAGCAACGCCUGGAGAGCUGCAGCACCCACUCCUACUGCGAGGAGACAGGCUGCCUGCAGAACAACUCCAGGUCUACAGCACCACACGCUCUGGCCACACAGCCCUCCUUAUCUGGGCCAAUGAGGACAGACAUCAGUCCCCAUAUCCAUCCAGCAGGCCACAGUCAGUGUUUGCACUCUGAAACUCAGGACAAGCCUGCUCUUCCUAGUCAUCUGUGCAUCGACCAGGCUCCUGAUGUCACCUCUGAGCCUUUUGGGAAGGCCACUGGAACAGAAAAAAUAGAAUCCAGUUUGGAUUUCAACGUGGUGUGGAAGGCUGCUGAUUCGACACAGAAUUGUGAGAGUUCAGCCCCAUAUGCAGUGACUGGUACUGACUCAGAUAUAGCUGCAGGUAAUCCUGUACCUCAAACAACUCAGACCUCUUCUGGUGGGACAGGGUCAACGGUGAACUUGAAGAAUCAUUCUAUCAGUUUGUGUUCACAGAGAAGUUCUGUUCCCAAUACAUUGCAAUUACCCCUCCAUAAUCGAAGCCAGGCUAGUGAGAGAGCAACUUUGACCUCCUAUGGCUCUCACCAAGGGAGUGUUUCAGGUAGAGACCUUGAAAACACUGUGGGUGUGGAGAUAUCCACACACCAGGGGGAGCAGGUAAACCAUCACACUACUGAGGAGAGCAUGGUGAACUCAGUAAGCAGGGACACAGAGACAUCCCAGCCUGGCAGAGUUGUGUGUCCCUCUACAGUAGACAAGCUGAAGCUCAUAAGGACAUCCUCAGGGAGCUCUCAACCCCCUUCUGUCCCUCACUGUCACAGUGCUGGGACACAGCAGGAGACCCAGCCAGGCAUCUCCCUGGCCCCCACAGGGGCGAAGUACCAUGUGGGGCCUCCUUGCAGAGAGCCAGGGGAGGAGGUGGAGGAGGGCUGGGAGCUGAGCCCUGUGAAUAAGGACAUCCCCCAAGGGAAAGGAUCACUGUGUGACCCCAACACGCCUGGCCCCACAGGAGCCUCCACACAGUGUCGGAAGGGGGACAUGGAUGCUUUCCUGAAGUCAAAGGGAUCAGAUGGACAGGGUGAGGAUCAGAUCAUUGAGGUGGAGAGCUGGUGCCACCUGCCCAAGUUCCCAGCCAAGGCCUCCAGAGGGAGAGACAGGGCCAGGCAGGGCUGCUGGGGGCUGCCUGAGGCAGAGGUGCGUCUGUUGGGGGCUCAGAUCCUCGUGGCCCUGGAGAGUCUUCACCAGCAAGGUGUCAUGUGCCGUGACCUCAACCCAAAGAACAUCCUGCUUACCAGCAUCGGAAAGGUCUGCCUGACAUUCUUUGGCCAGUGGAGUCAAGUUCAGUCAGAAAUCAACUCUAAAGCUAUGGAACAGAUGUACUGUGCACCAGAGAUUGGAGGUGUGUCCAAAAUCACAGAGGCUUGUGAUUGGUGGAGUCUGGGUGCAUUGCUAUUUGAACUUCUUACAGGAAUGCCCCUGUGGCAGUUCCACCCAGCCGGGGUGCAUUCUCACACCCAGCUCCUGAUCCCAGACCACCUGAGUACUGCAGCCGCCUCCCUGCUCACUGAGCUUCUGCAGUUUGACGCUGGUUAUCGAUUAGGCUCUGGAGGCGGUGGUGUGAGUGACAUCAAGUGUCACCCCUUCUUCAAUGGUGUCUCCUGGAAGGCACUGAGCAGUUAGCAGGUCAACAGACCAGGCUAUCUGUCUGUAGCCUGAAUGCAGCCUGAAAAGUUCUCUGCAGCCAAGUAAAGUUGGGCAGCCACUGCCCCCUUGUGGCUAAAAUAAUUGAAGCCCUAGCUCUGUAGCGACUUCCUGAGUAUAAUAAUAAUAUAAUAAUAUGCCAUUUAGCAGACGCUUUUAUCCAAAGCGACAACCGUGCAACAACCAACCUCUGCCUGCUGUGUUCUUUGUAACCUCCAUGUUUGAAUGAUAGAGGCUAGUGUAAACCUCACCUGGUCUUUUGACAUACAGUAGGGCAAAAUGUACUCCUGGGUGACUUUUUGGGUACUUCUGUUGUAGAAAUGACAUGCAAUACUACUACUGUUAACAUAUCCAUGUAUAUCAUCACCAAGCAUGAAAACUGAUGUUUUUCAAUGUCAAAUACUUUUUGGACAGUCAGCCAAUAAUGGUUGUGAUAAACAGCGUUGACAAUAAGGUUCAUAAAAUGAAGCAAUGCAUAUGUGCUGUGUUAGUCUUUGAUACACACUCAUGGUCAGCCUUUUUUCUGGUCAUCUGUACAUAGCCUAUAUCAGGGUUUUCCAAACUCAGUCCUGGGGCCCUCCCUGGGUGCACGUUUUGGCUUCUGCCCUAGCUUGAUGAGUUGGUUAUUUGAAUCACCUGUGUAGUGCUAGGGCAAAAACUAAACCGUGCACCUAGGGGGAGCCCCAAGACCAAGUUUGGGAAAUCCUGGUCUAUGACUAUUUUUACCACAGCUCAGACAGUCUACCCACUUCCUGACUUGUAAGUGAUGUGGCGUGUUCUCAGUCUCUUUUUAAAUGUCUCCAUUUCUUUUAAGCUUCCAAGGCCUGGCAAUAUCUAUUUUAAACUACACACCAGCCACCUGGUUUCUGAAUUGCUCUUAUCGGCAGUCAUUUUGACAGCAUUCUGUAAAAAAGGCAAGUGUCUGUGUAAACAGAAAACAAAAUGCAUAGUUAAGAUUUCAUUGGUAAAAAUAUUAUUUUUUUAACAGCAGAAACAUUUUCUUAGUGAGCGUGAAUCAGAUGUCAGGACCCAUUGAUUUCAUCAGUGUAACAAAGCAUCAACAACCUGUACCAUGAACAUCUUAGGCUAUAGUGAUGUUGCAGUCCAUCUUGUGAUAGGUAACAAUUGUUAUUUUCUCAGCAAAAAUAAAUGAAAAAUACUUAAUGCAA
Messenger RNA from Coregonus clupeaformis (lake whitefish), 4172 nucleotides. Its product is annotated as ribosomal protein S6 kinase-like 1. The record is from RefSeq and is a predicted model, not a curated record. Gene Ontology annotation, biological process: protein phosphorylation. Gene Ontology annotation, molecular function: protein kinase activity; ATP binding. The transcript has 11 exons. NCBI's taxonomy places the organism in Eukaryota, Metazoa, Chordata, Actinopteri, Salmoniformes, Salmonidae. Bases 499 to 2982 code for a protein of 827 amino acids.